Molecule: messenger RNA, 1619 nt
Organism: Stomoxys calcitrans (stable fly)
Lineage: Eukaryota; Metazoa; Arthropoda; Insecta; Diptera; Muscidae
Product: cytochrome P450 CYP12A2
Exons: 5
Coding region: 1-1593 (530 amino acids)
Molecular function (GO): heme binding; monooxygenase activity; oxidoreductase activity, acting on paired donors, with incorporation or reduction of molecular oxygen
Source: RefSeq, a predicted model, not a curated record
AUGCUAAAAAUCCGAAUACGUCAUCUUCAUAUUAACCAAACAACUUUGAGGCAGCAAUGCCUAAGACGUUUAUGUUCUGGCAAUGCAACAAAAUCUGAGUGGCAGCAAGCCAAGCCCCUAGAAGAAAUUCCCACAAUGAGCGUUUUCAAGUUGCUGCGUAACUAUAUGCCUGGUGGUAGAUAUGCUAAACUGGAUUCCACUCAACUAAUGUUGGCCUUUAAAGAGGAUAUGGGUCCCAUAGCCCGCUUGAAGGGGGUUUUUGGCAGGCCAGAUUUUGUUGUUACCCACAAUCCACAAGAUUUUGAGAUAACAUUUCGCAACGAGGGUAUAUGGCCUUUGAGACCAGGCAUGGAAUCGAUGGUCUACUAUCGCAGUAAAAUAAGACCGGAAAUUUUUCAGGGAAUCGAGGGUUUGAUGGGAGCGCAAGGUGAAAAAUGGGGCACAUUUCGUACUGCAGUCAAUCCAGUGUUAAUGCAACCCAAAAAUGUGCGUUUAUAUCUUCAAAAGAUGUCCAACAUUAAUGAGGAGUUUGUAGAAAGAAUUCGUCAUAUACGUGAUCCUCAAAGCCUUGAAGUUUCCUUCACCUUCGAAGAGGAAAUCAAUCGCUGGACCUUGGAAUCUGUAUCCGUGGUGGCCUUGGAUCGACAAUUGGGUUUAAUCACCAAAAAUCGUGAUAAUCUCGUAGCUAAGCAAUUGUUUCAAGCUUUAACCGAUUUCUUUACCUAUUCCCUGGAGAUAGAAUUUAAACCAUCCAUAUGGAGAUAUUAUAAAACUCCCACCUUUAAAAAACUCUUGGCUUCAUUGGAUACCAUUACCGAUAUAACCAAAUCCUAUGUUGAUGAGGCCUUUGCCCGCAUUGAAGAAGAGCAGAGAGUGAAAGGAGUAGAUAAAUCAGAAAGCGAUAAAAGUGUCCUGGAGAAGCUAAUCAAAAUUGAUAAGAAAAUUGCCAUGGUAAUGGCAAUGGAUAUGUUGAUGACUGGUGUUGAUACGACUUCUUCAAUGUUUACCGGCAUUCUGCUAUCAUUGGCCAAAAAUCCCGAAAAACAAAACAAACUACAUGAGGAAGUACGUCAACUGUUACCGCAAAAAGAUUCAGCAUUUAGUGAGGCCAGCUUUCAAAAUAUGCCCUAUCUAAGAGCCUGUAUCAAAGAAUCGAUGCGCAUCUAUCCCUUGGGUGUGGGCAAUGCACGUGCUUUGGCCAAUGAUGCGGUUUUAAGCGGUUAUCAAGUACCCAAGGGAACAAUUGUAUCGAUGAUCUCUGCAUCAUUGCUGAAAGAUAAUCAACAUUAUCCGCGGGCUAAUGAAUAUUUACCCGAACGUUGGCUGAGGCCAAAAACAGGAGAUGACAAAGUCAGCGCAUGUCCCAAUGACUUGAAACCUAGCAGUAAUUUUAUUUAUUUACCUUUUGGAUUUGGAUCACGUAGCUGUAUUGGUCGUCGCAUAGCUGAAAUGGAACUGGAAUUGGGUAUAGCCCGUUUGGUGCGCAAUUUCCGUAUUGAAUUCAACUAUCCCACUGAGAAUGCAUUCAAGAGUUUAUUUCUAAAUGUACCCAAUAUACCAUUGACAUUUAAAUUUAUCGAUGUUGAAAACUGAAAUGAAAAUAAAAACGAAUUAUUUAA